UUGUCAAAUUUCGUGAUUGUUUUCGUGUUCGUCGAGUGUUGAUUUUAAUUUGCAAAAUGAAUAUCUACUUGGAUUCUUGACUAUCGAUUUAAUUCUGUGAUUACUUUUCUACCGAAGUGAUAGUAGCGACCAAAUAUUUAUACUAAACUAUGACAGAUAAAGAAGAUGACACCAAAAAACCUAAUACAGAAUCACUAGACGACGAAGCUCUGGAGAAACUAGCCGUCGAGGAGCUAAUGCGAGAAGCGGUGCAAGGCGCCGCCAGAGCUGAAAUAGUUGGCCCCUCCGGUUGGGUUAAAGCACCGCAACAAAAAACUAAUAAACGGUUUCUUGUCAAUACACUUAGGCAUGCUGUAAACUCGAACAAAUAUCAUAGUUCAAGAAACAGCCGUAAGCGACCCUACAAUAGAUCACCUAAACGUGAUAGAUACCCUGAACCUUCCAUUAAGAGAGACAGGUCAAAAAAUAGGCACUAA
This is a messenger RNA of Achroia grisella, 476 nucleotides long. RefSeq names its product protein POLR1D-like. The transcript has 2 exons. The record is from RefSeq and is a predicted model, not a curated record. Bases 150 to 476 code for a protein of 108 amino acids. Lineage: Eukaryota; Metazoa; Arthropoda; Insecta; Lepidoptera; Pyralidae.